This is a messenger RNA of Scophthalmus maximus (turbot), 3489 nucleotides long. RefSeq names its product thyroid hormone receptor interactor 10a (gene trip10a). The record is from RefSeq and is a predicted model, not a curated record. Bases 296 to 2056 code for a protein of 586 amino acids. NCBI's taxonomy places the organism in Eukaryota, Metazoa, Chordata, Actinopteri, Pleuronectiformes, Scophthalmidae. The transcript is spliced from 15 exons. Gene Ontology annotation, molecular function: protein binding. Gene Ontology annotation, biological process: signal transduction.
GACUUAGGAUUUGGGAGUGACGCGGAUAUGAAAGCUACUUUAUCCCUCUUUGCUUCGCUAUGAAAAAAUAUUUGGACCAGCGACUGCCAGCGCCUAAUUAAUUAGCUAAUCAUGACGCCGGUUGACACGAUCUAGCCCGAAUGAGCCACACGCACGGGAAUGCGCAGGGGUUACGAGUGAUUUACCACCUCGGGACCGUUGGAGCCGCGGGCCGUCCUCCGAGCUGCGGGGAGAACUUUGGAGAACUUCUUUGUAUUCUCGGGGUCGUCGGACCGCUUCGGCCCGCAAGCUGAACAUGGACUGGGGCACCGAGCUUUGGGACCAGUGUGACAUCAUUGAGAAGCACACACAGUCCGGCCUGGAGCUGGUGGAGAAGUAUGUGAAAUUUGUGAAGGAGCGGACGGAGGUUGAGCAAAACUACGCCAAACAACUGAGGAACCUUUCAAAGAAAUAUAACCUAAAACGAAGCAGCAAAGAUGAGCCAGAGUGCAGAUUAUCCAGCUACCAGUCUUUUUUGGACAUCCUGAACGAGACGAACGACUACGCCGGGCAGAGAGAGCUGAUCGCGGAGAACAUGAUGAUGAACAUUUGCAUCGAUCUCACCAAGUACCUGCAGGAGCUGAAGCAGGAGCGGAAGACGUAUCUGAUGGAGGCUAAGAAGGCCCAGCAGAGUUUGGAGAGCACCUUCAAGCAACUUGACAAUAGUAAGAAGCGCUUCGAGAGGGAGUGGAGGGAAGCAGAGCGUGCAGCACAGUAUGCAGAGAAGACCGAUCAAGACAUCAAUGCCACAAAAGCCGACGUUGAAAAAGCCAAACAGCAGGCUCACAUGAGAGCACACGUCGCGGAGGAGUGUAAGAACGACUACGCUGCUCAGCUUCAGAAGUACAACAAGGAGCAGAGCCAGUUUUAUUUUAAUGAUAUGCCACUUAUUUUCAAUAAAUUGCAGGAUCUGGAUGAGAGGCGAGUACGGAAGUUGGCCCAGGGCUACAUUUUGUUCUCGGACACAGAAAAGCAUGUGAUGCCCAUCAUUGGCAAGUGCCUGGAAGGCAUUACUAAAGCCGGCACUAAUGUUAAUGAGAAGAAUGACUCCAUGGUUGUAAUAGAGCAGAACAAGUCGGGCUUUGAGCGUCCUGGGGAUGUGGAGUUCGAGGACUACAGUCAGGGCAUCAACCGAACCUCAUCCGACAGUAGCCUGGGCACACCCAAAGGCCCCAUGGACCUUCUGGGGAAGAACAGGAACAAAAACUUUUGGCUUUUCAGCAAAAAGAGCAAGCUCUCUCCCUCCACGCUCCCACCUUUCUCUACACCCCCCGCCCCCUCGCCUGCUAACGGACCCUCUUCCCCCAAGUUUGGCCGGGACCCCCUGUCGUACUGUUUGAAGGAGAUCAAUAAGACAGUCAAACCCAGAAUCUCUUCCUUCCGGACACUCAGGAGAUCGCCCACGGUGACGGAGGACUUCUCACAUCUUCCUCCAGAGCAACGCAGGAAGAGGUUACAACAGAAACUAGAGGAGAUUUGCAAGGAAUUGCAAAAGGAAGUAGAUCAGAGUGAGGCCCUGGGGAAGAUGAAAGAUGUGUAUGAGAAAAAUCCUCAAAUGGGAGACCCAGCUAGUCUGGCAUCCCAAAUCAGCCAGACGUCCCAGAAUAUAGAGCGACUGAGGGGAGAGCUCAACAAGUAUGAGACCUGGCUGGCUGAAGCAGGAGGUCGAGGGGAGACAUUGCGCUAUAAACCUCAGACAUUCAAUAAUAAUGGAGCUCACGACGUACAAAGCCCUGACGGAGCUCAGUCUGAUGAAAGCACUCCCGAUUCCUCCCAAGCCAUCUACGCAGAGUUCGACGACGACUUUGAGGAUGACGAACUAACUGCUCCUAUUGGGAAAUGCACAGCCAUGUACAACUUCCCCGGUGCCAGUGAAGGGACCAUCGCUAUGCAGGAGGGGGAGGUGCUGGCUGUGAUAGAGGAGGACAAGGGGGAUGGCUGGACCCGUGUGCGUAGGAACAACGGGGACGAAGGCUACAUACCUUCGUCUUAUGUCUCUAUCAGCCUAAACAAAUGACAGACACACCGGAUGGAACAACAAAAGUAGAAAUGAACACUUCAAAAAAACUGUUUAUGCAGUUUUUAUCCCAUGGGACCAGUCAUAAAGAAGCAACAGCACUCUGGACGAGACCAGGAAAGGAUCGACACAAGGUGUUGUGAUUUCUUGCAAGAGGUGCCCCAUAUGAGCAGACGGACGGUGCUAACAUUAUGUUCCUCAUGGCUCACUUUACAUUAUUGUAAUCGCAGUUAGCCAAAACCACCUGAAUCACAAAGUUAUUUUAAUUUUGAUUGCAUGUCUCAAAUUUUUUUUUCUGGUUUUGGUUAAAAAUUGUGCAUGGAUAUUAGGCACCAUCAUGGCACAAGUGCUUGCCUCGUACCGCGGCCUAAUAAGGCACACGCUUCCUGAAUAUGACAGGAAGAGGAAGGCUUGUGCUGCUGCCAUCUUGACACUGAGUGUUGAUAUCAGUAAUACAUAGGGGGAAGUUACCUCACCUGUUUACCUAUUUCAGAACUGACCUGCUCUGACCAUGACAGUCGGCUGCUGAAUGGAGAAUAUAAUCUGUUGCAAUUUUUUGGUGUAAAGCGUGCCACUGUCUAGUUUUAGUAGCACUUUGCGAAUAUGCAUGGCACCGCCACUUUGCUCACGUUUGGAGAUCUGCAGUGUCCCGAGGGGAUGAGUGAGGUUUCGGGGAGCGUGACUCACAUUUUGGUCGCGUCCAAAGGUGUGGGCAGCUCUCCUGUCGUGGUGAAUCGCAUGUACACAACAGUACAAACACUUUUUUUUAACGUUCUGACAAUCACAGCCAUAUCAUAAUGUAAGUUGAGUCAAUAGCAGUAACAAGGAUAUACAGUAGCUGUUAUAGUUACAACCUGAAAAUUGUACUAAAAUAAUUUAUUACAAAUGUUCUAUGAAUAAUAUUUUCAAGUUUGACAGAAGUUGUACUUUUGUAUCAAGGAUGUUCUCACAUGGUUCUCUUCCCCUUGCACACAUAGUGGACAGUCUGUAGCCACAAAAGGGAGUAAAAUGCACACAUAGAAUGUGCUACAUUAAGACUAUUGUAUUUAUGUAAUAAAUAAUAUAUAUUUUAGUUAUCACAACACCACUAUUGUCUUAUUAGUUUUUUUAACCAUUCAAUUAAAAAGAUAGUUACAUUGCGAGAAAGCAAAAAAAGUCUCUCAUUAUGUUGCUAGUAAUGUUUUUGUUUGGAUUUACUUCACACUUUUUCAAGCUGAUCCACGUCAUGUUUUUACGUCGUUAUUGAGCCAGCAGGAAGCAGUAACUGCUCACGUGUCUUUGGUGCCUUUCUGGUUAAAAGCAUUGUGUAUAAACCGUUUUUUCUUUUGCAUAUUUCUUCUUCUUUUUUCAAGACACUUUUUUGAAGACAUUUCAAAGUUAGAAAUGGUCAUGUCAUUUCUGGACUAAACAUAAAUAAAUAUUUGGAACAAACA